GAGUGCGCAACCAAAGGCACAAGGAAACUCGAGAAGGGCAAACGAGAAGGAGAAAUUUUCGCCUUUCAACUUUCUUUUCUCAAGUACACAAAAGAAGAUUUUCCUUUUCUCCGCGAAAUCGUGCAGAAAAUCUCGAACAGAGGCAUUUUUGUAGUUCCGUUUACGCCUGAAGCCAUCGGGAGGGAAGUGUGUUUUACCGAUUGUGUGUGGUUUCUGCAAAAUGGUUGUGAAAAACGUAAUCGCAGUGUAGAGAAGUCGUCAUCCGAAAUAGCAGCAGUGGCACAGCCUUCGACGAGGGAGAGGGAGUGCAGCCAAGAUGAAUUUAUAAGUGAAAAAGGAAAUACGCCCAUUUCUGAUAUUUCCGUUUUUUGCCUGUCUCCUGACGGGCGGAUGCUGGAUGCUGGUGUCGGAUGCAAAAAUAGGUGCUGUUGUGUUGUGUAUCGAUGAAAAUCGGAAUCAAAUUAGCAGGGAAAAUGAAUUUAUUGGUUGCUUCCGUCGUGACGACGGUGCUGUUGCUUGGUUGCCUAAUUUCUGGCAUCGAGAUGAAAAGCUACAAAGCGACGACGAACCGAGGCAGCGGGAUCAGCAUAGGUGGUAGCAGUAGCACAAGCAGCAGUAGUAGUGAUAGCGGGAGCAGCAGUGCUGCUUCCGGAAAGGGUGCAACCCGUCCCAGUGCCAGACGGAACCAGCUGAACGUCGGCCUGCUGGUUCCACACACCAACUUCGGUCGACGGGACUAUCUGCGCUCGAUCAAUACCGCUGUGGUUGGUUUGACGAAGGGGCGUGGACCGAAGCUGACCUUCCUGAAGGACCAUGAAUUUCAAACCACCAACAUACACUUUGACAUGAUGUCGCUCACGCCAAGCCCCACAGCCAUUCUCAACACCCUGUGCAAGGAGUUUCUGCACGCGAACGUGACCGCCAUCCUGUACAUGAUGAACUACGAAUCGUACGGCCGGAGCACGGCCUCGGCCCAGUACUUCCUGCAGCUGGCCGGCUAUCUCGGAAUUCCGGUCAUCUCGUGGAACGCGGACAACUCCGGCCUGGAGCGGAGGGCGUCGCAGUCGACGCUACAGCUGCAGCUGGCGCCCAGCAUCGAACAUCAGAGCGCAGCCAUGCUGAGCAUUCUGGAACGGUACAAGUGGCACCAGUUUUCGGUGGUGACGUCGCAAAUUGCCGGACACGACGACUUUGUGCAGGCCGUGCGGGAACAGGUGGCCGCAAUGGACCACUUCAAAUUCACCAUCCUGAACUCGGUCAUCGUGUCCCGGCCGAUCAAUCUGGUCGAGCUGGUCAACAGUGAAGCCCGGGUGAUGCUCCUGUACUGCACCAAGGACGAAGCGGUCGACAUCCUGAAGGCCGCUGAGGACCUGAACAUCGUAGGCGAGAAUUACGUCUGGGUAGUGACGCAGAGUGUCAUCGAGAACAUGCAGGCCCCGUCCCAGUUCCCGAUGGGCAUGCUGGGUGUUCACUUCGACACAUCGUCCAGUGCACUGCUGAACGAGAUCUCCAACGCCAUACGGGUGUACGCGUACGGGGUCGAGUACUAUCUGGGCGAUCCGAAGAACAUUGGACGGGGUUUGGAUACGCAUCAGUUGUCGUGCGAAGAUGAAGGUAGAGGCCGCUGGGAUAAUGGGGAGUUGUUCUUCAAGUACUUGCGGAAUGUUUCGCUGGAAGGUGAGCCGAACAGGCCUAACAUUGAGUUUACGGCGGAUGGGGACUUGAAGUGGGCAGAACUGAAGAUUAUGAACCUGCGGCCGAGUGUCAACAGUAAGGGGCUGGUGUGGGAAGAGAUUGGAAUGUGGAAAUCGUGGCAACCGCAGAAGCUCGAUAUUAGGGAUAUUGCAUGGCCGGGAAAUUCGCAUACGCCACCGCAGGGCGUGCCGGAGAAGUUCCAUCUGAAGAUAACGUUUUUGGAGGAAGCACCGUACAUUAAUCUAUCGCCGGCAGAUCCGGUGAGUGGAAAGUGUCUGAUGGACCGGGGAGUGCUGUGUCGGGUGGCGGCGGAUCACGAAAUGACGGACAUUGAUAUGGGCCAGGCGCACAAGAACGGGUCCUUCUACCAGUGUUGCAGUGGUUUCUGUAUCGAUUUGUUGGAGAAGUUUGCAGAGGAAUUAGGAUUCACGUACGAGCUUGUAAGGGUGGAAGACGGCAAGUGGGGAACGUUGGAGAACGGUAAAUGGAACGGAUUGAUUCACGAGCUGGUGAACCGAAAGACCGACAUGGUGUUGACUUCGCUGAUGAUCAACGCGGAAAGAGAAGCGGUGGUGGAUUUCAGUGAGCCUUUCAUGGAGACGGGAAUUGCGAUUGUGGUGGCGAAGAGGACUGGAAUCAUUUCGCCAACGGCGUUCCUGGAGCCAUUCGAUACGGCAUCGUGGAUGUUGGUGGGGAUCUUUGCCAUCCAGGCAGCAACGUUUAUGAUCUUUCUGUUUGAAUGGCUUUCGCCGAGUGGAUACGAUAUGAAAACGGUGCUGCAGAAUGCGAACAAUACUCCGUAUCGGUUUUCACUGUUUCGGACGUACUGGUUGGUGUGGGCAGUGCUGUUCCAGGCUGCUGUACACGUGGAUUCACCACGUGGCUUCACGUCUCGCUUUAUGACCAAUGUGUGGGCUAUGUUCGCUGUAGUGUUUCUUGCUAUCUACACUGCCAACCUUGCGGCGUUCAUGAUAACCAGGGAGGAAUUUCACGAGUUUACUGGUCUGGAUGAUAACCGUUUGUCGCAGCCGUUUUCGCACAAACCGACCAUCAAGUUCGGGACGAUUCCUUGGAGCCACACGGACUCGACCAUUUCCAAGUACUUCAAGGAGAUGCACUACUACAUGAUGCAGUACAACAAGACCAGUGUAGCGGAUGGGGUGGCAGCUGUUCUGAACGGGCAGAUGGAUGCUUUCAUCUACGAUGGAACGGUGUUGGACUACCUGGUCCAACAGGAUGAAGACUGUCGGUUGCUCACCGUAGGCCAGUGGUACGCUAUGACCGGUUAUGGCCUGGCGUUCAGCCGCAAUUCUAAAUACGUCCAAAUGUUCAACAAACGGCUACUGGAGUUUCGUGCAAAUGGAGACCUGGAGCGACUUCGCCGGUACUGGAUGACUGGAACGUGUCGUCCUGGGAAACAGGAACACAAAUCAUCGGAUCCGCUCGCCUUGGAACAGUUCUUGUCGGCGUUCCUGUUACUGAUGGCCGGAAUUCUGCUUGCCGCUUUGCUCCUGCUACUGGAACACCUUUACUUCAAGUACUUCCGCAAACGGCUUGCGAAAAAGGACCACGGUGGAUGCUGUGCUCUGAUUUCACUGUCCAUGGGCAAAUCUCUGACCUUCCGGGGAGCCGUCUUCGAAGCAACAGAAAUCCUUCGACGGCACCGCUGCAGUGAUCCGAUCUGCGAUACGCACCUGUGGAAGGUGAAACACGAACUGGACAUGAGCCAGCUGAGGAACACCCAGCUGGAGAAGGCACUGGACGCACACGGAAUUAAGCCACCGCAGCUACGGAUUGCAUCGACGAACGACAUCGUCGGAGCGGCCCGGCGGGAAAAUAUGCACCAGCGGCCGAAUGUUCUCGGCAAUCUGAGUCUGGGUGGCAGUGCACAGGAUUUAUACCGCUGGACGUACACAACGGAGAUUGCCGAAAUGGAAACGGUUCUGUAAGAGACGGCGGCGUCG
This is a messenger RNA of Ochlerotatus camptorhynchus, 3659 nucleotides long. RefSeq names its product NMDA receptor 2 (gene Nmdar2). The transcript has 4 exons. Gene Ontology annotation, cellular component: plasma membrane. Gene Ontology annotation, molecular function: NMDA glutamate receptor activity. Lineage: Eukaryota; Metazoa; Arthropoda; Insecta; Diptera; Culicidae. The coding region runs from base 444 to 3644 and encodes 1066 amino acids. Gene Ontology annotation, biological process: monoatomic ion transport. The record is from RefSeq and is a predicted model, not a curated record.